Glycine soja is the source of this 1079-nucleotide messenger RNA. Its product is annotated as ethylene-responsive transcription factor ERF086-like. The coding region runs from base 52 to 990 and encodes 312 amino acids. The record is from RefSeq and is a predicted model, not a curated record. Gene Ontology annotation, biological process: regulation of DNA-templated transcription. Gene Ontology annotation, molecular function: DNA-binding transcription factor activity; DNA binding. NCBI's taxonomy places the organism in Eukaryota, Viridiplantae, Streptophyta, Magnoliopsida, Fabales, Fabaceae. The transcript has a single exon.
UCCCUUUCCCCUGAUAAAAAAAACACACACUUUCUUGCCAUUUUCCAAGCCAUGUCAACCUCAAGAACCUCAGAUGCUUCCCUCAAAGGAUAUGAGUCCAACCAAACCCAAAUGAAUUUGUCUCUCCUUCAACGUAACAUGUCUCCUUCUGGUGAGAGAAGAGGCCGGGGAAAGCAAGCAGAACCUGGAAGGUUUCUCGGAGUAAGAAGGCGCCCUUGGGGUAGAUAUGCUGCUGAAAUCAGAAACCCUUUAACUAAAGAAAGACAUUGGCUUGGAACAUUUGACACUGCUCAAGAAGCAGCUCUUGCUUAUGACAGAGCUGCUCUGUCCAUGAAAGGAUGCCAAGCAAGAACCAACUUCAUAUAUUCCAAAGACACCAAUACCAACAUUUUCCACAAUGCUCUCACUCCUAUGAAUGCUCAACCUCUCUUGCCACCUUCAUAUAACACUCACAACCCACAACCAAUCAAUCAAAGUGGCCUAUCUCACCUUGGUAACAUUUCUUCCCACAUUGAAAACCCUUCUGGCAUGAGUUCAUCUGGGUCACCUCAGGAUGAUAAUUUCUUCUUCUCCAGUGAUUCUAACUCGGGCUAUCUUGAAUGCAUAGUUCAGGAUAACUGUUCAAGGAAGAGCAAUGCCAGUGCUUCAAGUCAUGACCUUAAGCUUGGCCACGUUAAUACAAGUUCCAUGCAUGUUCAGCCACAUUUUGACACCACUCAUGAAGUCCUGAACAUGCAAACAACAGUGGCUUCAAACUCCGCAGAUUUUUCUUACCCUAGUAAAGGAUUAUGGGAUUGCAGCUCCAAUGAACUAGCAGCUAUGUUUAAAAAUCCAUCAAGGGCUGAGGAAGGGUGCAUGAAUGCAUUGUAUCCCUUCACUGAUAGUUCAAGCUACGGUUUCAUGACUCAGGCUGAGCCUGUUUCUUCAACUACAUGUUCUCCAUCUCUUCCUCCCUUUGGGGAUGCUGAUUUGGGAUACUCACCUUUCUGAGCUCGGGUGAGGUAAGGUACAUUGUCUUAAAAACGGGUGUCUUACAAGAAAUUGUUACAUGGUGUCGAAUUAUCAUGAUUUCGAUGAAU